Molecule: messenger RNA, 1555 nt
Organism: Falco peregrinus (peregrine falcon)
Lineage: Eukaryota; Metazoa; Chordata; Aves; Falconiformes; Falconidae
Gene: FAM162B
Product: family with sequence similarity 162 member B
Exons: 4
Coding region: 40-477 (145 amino acids)
Source: RefSeq, a predicted model, not a curated record
GCCGCUCCCGCCGCCGCAGAGGCUCCAGCCGCUCCCGGAAUGCUGCCGGUACGCCUCCGCCCGGGGCGGCUGCUGCCCGCCGCGCCGCUCCGCCUGCCCGCGCCGCGGGGAGCCGCCGCCGGCGGGGAGCCCGCCCGGAGCCCGAGCAUCCCCCGUGCUGAGCAGGCUCACAAGGUGGUUGCAAGUUACAAACCGUCGAAGUUUGACAAAAAAAUCCUCCUCUGGACUGGCCGGUUCAAGACAGAAGAAGAGAUUCCGCUGCGGAUCCCGCCAGAGAUGCUAGACAGGGCAAGAAACAAAGCUCGAGUUAAAGCUUGUUACAUCAUGAUCGGACUCUCAAUUGUUGCUUGUUUUGCAGUGAUCGCCUCAGCUAAAAAGGCCGCUGCACGUCAUGAGUCCUUAACGAGCUGGAACUUAGCAAAGAAGGCCAAGUGGCGGGAGGAGGCUGCACUAGCAGCAGAGUCGAAGACAAAGUAACUUCAUACAAAAUGCCGAAUGUCCUUGUUAAGAGCAAAAUUAACCGCGAGCGAUUCAUGAAUCUCACCAAUAAAUGGACAAGCAUAGUAUACAUACCAGAGCCAAUAAGGGUAGUUAUAGGAUCACAAAAAGAAGUGGGCAGUCUAUGAGAGAGAUAUUUGAUAUACUGGUUGCAUAUAAUUAAAAUGAGUUAAGAGUGUUUUGCAUUUAAUUAAAAGCAGCAACUAAUUUCCAAGGAGAUGAGGUAGUUACCCAAGAACAUCAGGUAUGUUUGGUUAGUUAUUUACAAAACGUUUAAGGCCAGAGUUCUCUGGUGACAGUGCAGUCCUACGGUGCACAAAUCAGCCACUUUGAAUUCAUUUGCCUCAGUGCUGUAUUCAAAAUGGCAUUUGCGUUUUCUCAUUUAGGAAGCCACACUUAUGAAACCAGUAAAUAAAUACAAUAAACAUCUGUAAAAUAGGUUUUAUUGGUUUCUGUAUGGUAUUUUGAGACUUAACAUUCCGUAAUAUUGCAUACUAUUCAUAUGUGUUCUGUUACAGUAAUAGGCCUUUGGCCUAGAUUUAAAGAUGCACUAUUACUAUCUGAAAUUAAUACAGGUAAUUUAGUUUCCACACAUUAUAUGAAGAUAUUGUGCCAUAAGUAACUGAAAUUUCCCAUUCCAGAUUUCAGUGAACUCUUUGAAGUCACAGUUAAACUUCACAUAUCAAUUGGCAGACCUAUUACAAAAUGCCUCAGUUGUACAAUUUGAGAAAUUUACACCAACUGAGAACUAACUGUGGAGGAAAGACAAUAGUGCAUCUUUUCUAUUUUUUAUUUUUUUUUAAAGACAGACCCGACAAAUAUUUUCCAGUUGCAAACUUGUUCUAUAGCUAACUUAUUUCUGUGCCAACAUUAUUACUAUUGUCUGAUUGCUGCUAGCAACAGCGUUUAAAGCAAAUACUAGAAAAUUAAAAAGCUGUAUGAACCAGUCCUCAGAUAAAAGUGCAACGAUGAAAAAAUCAGAUAUGAUUCAGUGUAUCGAGUAGGGAACUAAAAAAAAAAAAAAAAAUCAGUCUUAUUUAUACUCUGCAUAGUUGCA